Pelobates cultripes (western spadefoot toad) is the source of this 342-nucleotide messenger RNA. The record is from the annotation of a GenBank genome assembly. Lineage: Eukaryota; Metazoa; Chordata; Amphibia; Anura; Pelobatidae.
AUGCCUAAUCACAGCGUGGCACCCUCUGACAAUGAAUCAGAUGACAGCUGCUCCAUACUAGAGGGCAGCCUGGAUUCUCCUCUCACCAGAAGGGAUAUGAGAGGCUUUAUGAGAGAAUUUAAAUCUCAUGUUGCUGAAGAACUCCAAAAACACCUCCAACUUCUCCACGAGGGCCUCACAGACCUCGCCAUGUGGACCCACGAGGUGGAAACCAAAAUGGAGGACACAAUAACAACAGUGAACUCCUACGAUUCAGCUAUUCAAAAACUCAAGGAACAAAUUAAGAGCUUGGAUGAGGCACAAGAGGAACAUCAUCCGGAUCAGGGCUAUACCCGAAACUAA